ACCCCGAGUGGCUGUUCCUCCCUGAGUGAAAUGUUGUACGGUGUCCGGUGAGCGGAGCGCUGCUGUCCUGCGUUCAUUGUGAACGAGCGCUUCUAAUCUGCAAACUUUACAAACGGCAGCCCGUUCGCGUUCAGCAGCUGUCAGUUAGAGCUCUCAUCUACAGCUGCAGAGCAGUGUGAUCAGCAGGAUGAGUUCAGACGGAGGCGGUAAGCCCGUGAAGGUGGGCUCGCUGGUUGAGGUCAUCGGUAAAGGGCAGCGCGGGACCGUGGCGUAUAUCGGCGCCACCCUGUUCGCCUCUGGGAAAUGGGUGGGUGUGAUUCUGGAUGAACCCAAAGGGAAGAACGACGGAACGGUGCAGGGAAAACGUUACUUCACCUGUGAGGAGAAUCAUGGGAUAUUCGUCAGACAGUCUCAGAUCCAGCUCAUCGAUGAAGGGGGCAGCUCUGCAACGUCUCCAGAAACACCUGACUCAGGUGUGUCUAAACUGCUCAAGAAAGAAGUCCAGGAGACACCAAAAGCUGUUAAGCAGACUCCAACAGCAAAGAAGCCUCCAAUGCGCCGUAGUACCAAGUGGCCCACACCCGGCCGUCUGUCCAGCUCCAGCUCCCUCCCCUCUCUCAUCAUGGCCGGUCGUCCCUCUGUUGGAGGUUCAGGACUUUCAGAGUCAGUGUUGGCAGAGAAUGAGUCCACAGCAUCUCCCCAGAUUUCACUGGGAGCUCCUGUCGUACCGCAGCCCAGCGGCACACCCAGUGCACCUCCUCCUGCCACCCCGAGCAAGGAAGAGGAGAGUCUCCGGGCUCAAGUGAAGGAUCUGGAGGAGAAGUUGGAGACGCUGCGGAUGAAGCGCUCGGAGGAUAAAGCCAAACUGAAGGAGAUGGAAAAGCACAAGAUCCAGCUGGAGCAGCUGCAGGAGUGGAAGAGCAAGAUGCAGGAGCAGCAGAACGACCUGCAGAAGCAGCUCAAAGAGGCCAAGAAGGAGGCACGUGAGGCUCUGGAGGCCAAAGACCGUUACAUGGAGGAGAUGGCAGACACGGCGGACGCCAUCGAGAUGGCCACGCUGGACAAAGAGAUGGCAGAGGAGCGGGCCGAGUCUCUGCAGCAGGAGGUGGAAAGUCUGAAGGAGAAGGUGGAGGAGCUGACCAUGGACCUGGAGAUCCUCAAACACGAGAUUGAGGAGAAGGGUUCAGACGGAGCGGCGUCCAGCUACCACGUCAAACAGCUGGAGGAGCAGAACGGACGUCUGAAGGAAGCUCUUGUCAGGAUGAGGGAUUUGUCAUCGUCUGAGAAGCAGGAGCACGUGAAGCUCCAGAAACAGAUGGAGAAGAAGAACACUGAGCUGGAGACUCUGAGAGCCCAGAAGGAGAAGCUGCAGGAAGAGAUGAAGCAGGCUGAAGCCACGAUAGAUGAGCUCAAGGAGCAGGUGGACGCAGCUUUAGGAGCUGAGGAGAUGGUGGAGACACUGACGGAGAGAAAUUUGGAUCUGGAAGAGAAAGUGCGAGAACUCAGAGAGACCGUCAGUGACCUGGAAGCGAUAAACGAGAUGAACGACGAGCUGCAGGAGAACGCGCGUGAGACGGAGCUGGAGCUGCGUGAGCAGCUGGAUCUGGCCGGAGCUCGAGUCCGAGAGGCUCAGAAGAGAGUGGAAGCGGCGCAGGAGACGGUGGCCGAUUAUCAGCAGACCAUCAGCAAAUACAGAGAGCUCACCACUCACCUGCAGGAAGUGAACCGAGAGCUGACCAAUCAGCAGAGCAGCUCCGCUGAGCAGGUGCAGCAGCCGGCCGCCGAACUCUUUGACUUCAAGAUCAAGUUUGCUGAGACCAAAGCUUACGCUAAGGCCAUCGAGAUGGAGCUCCGUAAGAUGGAGGUAAAUCAAGCGAACCGCCAGGUGUCUCUGCUGACAUCCUUCAUGCCCGAGUCCUUCCUGAGACACGGAGGAGACCACGACUGCAUCCUAGUGCUGCUCCUCAUCCCCAGACUCAUCUGCAAGGCGGAGCUGAUCAGCAAACAGGCGCAGGAGAAGUUCGAUCUGAACGGGGGCUCGCUGGAGCGCACUGGACUGCGAGGAGCCGCCGGAGAGCAGCUGAGCUUCGCGUCCGGUCUGGUUUAUUCUCUGACGCUGCUGCAGGCCACGCUGCACAAAUACGAGCUAGCUCUGAGUCAGUGCGGUGUGGAGGUGUAUAAGCGCAUGGGGACGCUGUAUUCUGAGAUGAGCGUUCACGAGCGAUCGCUGGACUUCCUCAUUGAUCUGCUUCAUAAAGAUCAGCUGGAUGAGACUGUGCAGGUGGAGCCGCUCACCAAAGCCAUCAAAUACUACCAGCAACUGUACAGCGUUCAUCUGUCGGAUCAGCCUGAGGACUGCACCAUACAGCUGGCCGACCACAUCAAGUUCACCCAGAGCGCUCUGGACUGUAUGGGGUCAGAGGUCGGCCGUCUGCGGGCCUUCCUACAGGCGGGACAGGAAGGAGCAGAGCUUUCUGUGCUUCUAAAGGACCUGGACACUUCCUGCGGAGACAUUCGCCAGUUCUGCAAGAAGAUCCGCAGGAGGAUGCCAGGAACGGACGCACCUGGUAUUCCUGCUGCGCUCACCUUCCCUCCUCAGGUGGGCGAGACGCUGGCGGACUGCAGGAAGCAGCUGACGCGUGUGGUGGCGGUUCUGCAGGAAGUGGCGGCGGCAGGAGCUCAGAUGAUCGCGCCACUGGCUGAGCCGGAAGGAUUGAUGCCGCUUAAGAUUGAGGAUGUGAUGUUUAAAGCAGUGGAUCAGGUGUACGGCACUCACGGACUCAAUGCGUACGAGUGUCUGCGUCAGACCUGCGCCACCGUCAUCGCCACCAUGAACAAGAUGGCCACCGCCAUGCAGGAGGGAGAAUAUGAUGCAGAGAGACCGCAGCGUCCGCGUCCGCCGGUGGAGAUCCGCGCCGCCGCCGUCAGAGCAGAGAUGACCGACGCCGAGGGUCUGGGAAAUAAACUGGAGGACCGAGAGACCGUCAUCAAAGAGCUGAAAAAAUCCCUCAAAAUCAAGGGCGAGGAGUUGAGCGAGGCAAACGUUCGUCUGAGUUUGCUGGAGAAGAAGCUGGACACGUCGACGAAAGAUGCAGAUGAGCGCGUGGAGAAGAUCCAGACCAAACUAGAUGAUGCUCUCACUCUGCUGAAGAAGAAAGAGAAGGAGUUUGAGGAGACGAUGGAUGCGCUGCAGGCCGACAUCGAUCAGCUGGAGUCAGAGAAGGCGGAGCUGAAGCAGAGGAUCAACAACCAAUCACGAGCUGCCGAAGGUUUCCGUGGACCGCAAGCAUCUGGAAUCGCCUCUAUCGUCACGGGAACCGCUGCUGGAGGAAUGCCGGCAGGUGUGGGCGGCGUCUCAGGUGUGGUUCAGGUGGUGGACUCUCCUCUCCUCAAACAGCAGAUCGACGUUCAGCGACUCGCCAUCAAACAGCUGAAGAAUGAGAACUACAGACUGAAGGCUGAGAAGAUGCGAGCGCAGCUGUCGUCUCUGCCGCCGCUGCAGCCGGCGAACAUGGCGGCGGUGACGAAGGAGGCUCCGGCGGGAUCGCUGUACCGCAGAACCGACCUGCUGCUCAACAACCUGCUGAAGAUGAGCGCCGGCCUGAGAGUCGUCGACAUCACCGGGAAAACCACAGCGAGUGCGAGCUCUCAGCUGCUGGAACAGACGGCCAGACUGAAGUCUCUGAGCGACGCGCUGGAUAAACUGAAGGCUGAAGUGUCGCAGCACGUCGUUUCGCAGCAGCCUGGAGCUCGUGUGCCGUCCGACUUCGCCACGUUCCCCUCCGCCUCUUUCGUCAAGGCCAGAGCGGAGCAGAAGAGCGGCUCGGUGCUGGUGGGGAAGGUGAUGAUUCCCUGCGCUCGCGGCGCCGAGCAAACGCACAGCCUCGUCCUGUCGCAGCAGCAGCUGCAGCGUGUGCAUCGCCUGCUCAUGACGUAAUCGCCAAUCGCACGCGUCCUCCCACAAUCCCACGCUCUCAGGAAACAGUCCGGCGCCAAAGACGCAUUACUGUCCAGCAGCUGCUCGUCUUCUGAUCCUAGAGCUCAGAAAGCCUUUCAACACCCCAACACAUCCAUCACACCUUUCUGACAUGGGAUUUAAAACAAAAAUAUUGACUUUUAUCUCACAGUUCUAACUUUUUCCGGAAUAGCAACACACAAUCUCAGAAAUGAGAAAAAUAAACUCAAUUCUAAGCCAAAAAGUCAAAAAACAGAAUCAAAAGAUGUAAACUCUGGUUUGCGUAAAAAAGUCAAAUUUCUGCAUAUAACAAAAUUGACUUUUUUCUCACAAUUCUGAGUUUAUAUCUCAAGUUAAAUUUGUAACAAAAUCUUAGAAUUUGAAGAUAUAAACUUGCAAUUAUGAGAAACAGAAAAGGUGUAAAGUAAUUCAUAAUUCUAAUUUUAAACCUUGCAAUUUUGACUUUUUUCCCUUAAUUCUGAGUUUACAUUUUGUAGUGGAAAGCAAAAACAGAGCAGCAUGAUGAAAACUCUUUUCUUUUUUUUUUCUUGCAAGAUAUAAACUCAGAUUUUUUUUCCAGUUAAAAGAAAAAGAGUUUUUAUUUUAUGGUGAAAACAAGAAAUGCAUUUGUGAAAAAAAACAUUUUUAGAUCUUGCAAUUUUGACUUUUUCACAGAAUUGUGAGUUUAUAUCUAAAUCAAAAUGGCAAGAAAUGUGUGAAUUGUGAAAGAAAAAGUCUUUCCUUUUGUUUCUCCACUGAAAACAAUCACAGCCUAUGGGUUUGCAAAGACAUUUUGCGGUCAAACACUUUUCACUUUUAAUUAGCUGAACUUCAACGCCACGCUGAACGGUUCACGGAUAUCUUUGCUUCCAAGCUUUGGUUUUCUAGUUAGUCUAAUUGUUUGCUCUCACAUUUCAUAUAACGAGGCAUCAAGGUUUGUUUCUUGUCUUUUUUUUUUUUUUUUUAAUAAAGUUUUUGGUGAAGGAGGUUCAAUGGGUAACUGUACUAACACUGUAGAGUUGUUCACAUGAAACGCAGCGCCGUAGGAAAGCACUAAGAGAUGUAUAAUCGUAUAAUCGUAGGUUUGCACCAGUAACUCACUCAUAUAUUAGCGCUUCAUUAGAAUCAAAGGACCAAUCCAUCAAGACCCUCCACUAAUAACAGAAGGAGGUCGUUUGAGCGACACUCAUGAUUUAUGCAAGUCAAAAGCACAAGUGUGUUUUCAGUCACUCUUUCCUAUUUUUGACACCUUUUGCAAAUGUUUGUGACUCUUCUGAUCUGUAGUAUAAUAUGAUCCCUGGUUGAUUUGCAUUGAUUCUCUUCAAUGGUUGGUUCAGUGUUUUAAUAGUUUAUGCAUUUGACUUGUUUCUCAAUGGAAACAAUUGCAAUAAAGCUGGAAAAAGUG
Molecule: messenger RNA, 5360 nt
Organism: Labeo rohita (rohu)
Lineage: Eukaryota; Metazoa; Chordata; Actinopteri; Cypriniformes; Cyprinidae
Gene: dctn1a
Product: dynactin 1a
Exons: 30
Coding region: 188-3937 (1249 amino acids)
Biological process (GO): cytoplasmic microtubule organization
Cellular component (GO): nucleus; microtubule plus-end; cytoplasm
Molecular function (GO): microtubule plus-end binding
Source: RefSeq, a predicted model, not a curated record